Molecule: messenger RNA, 1425 nt
Organism: Myxocyprinus asiaticus (Chinese sucker)
Lineage: Eukaryota; Metazoa; Chordata; Actinopteri; Cypriniformes; Catostomidae
Exons: 5
Coding region: 573-1211 (212 amino acids)
Source: RefSeq, a predicted model, not a curated record
ACUCAAGCCCCACACCUUUCACCCAUCCUAAGCUCUCACAGUGGAAGGUAAAGUCAAAGGGAACAGGGCAUGAGAUCACUUCCGAAUGGAACGCACCCUGAGAAUACAUUUCAACCUUUCUAUUAAACUGUAGUUUCAUUGUAGUUGACCCUUGUCUGAUGAAUUAUGAUUAAAAUAUGGUAAUAUUGGAAAUUUAGCAAAGGUCUGGAGCAUAGAAUUGAUAAAGGUAUUCUAUUUAAACAGGUUUUGAACUAGGUGUAAAUUGUGUAAUUGGAUCUUUGAUGCAAAACCUUGAGAUACAGCCCUUGUGACAUCUUCUGUAGUAACAGCUAGCCCCGGUUUCUUCUGGAAAGAAGUGUGUCCUACAGCAGAGGGGUAGGAGUGCUCAUGUUUCCUCUCUCUUAUCCCGUGAGAAACCACACAUGUGCAGAGCCACAUCCUCAUUUUUGAGUCUUUCUGAAAGUGACAUUUUAAAGGGCUAUCUUAUGUAUUUUCUCAUGUGACCUGCAGAGGCAUCAUUGUGGAAUGAACCUUCAUCAGGUAGAAGACACAUAGUCUACACAAAGUAAACCAUGAUUGCUAUUGCAGUCCAUGCAGGCCUACUGUUCGUACUGGUUUGGACCUUCAGUGCUGUCUGUGAAGACAACGAUGAUAAUCUCAGUACAAUAACCUGUGAACACAUAACUGGAACGGUGGGAGAAAAUGUAACUCUUAUCUGUAGAGUCUCCACUCAGAGCAAUGAUUUAUGCAUUCAAUUUUGCAUGUUUAGUGACGCAAUCAAUGGCGGUACAGAACUCUGUAGAAAACAUUAUUCCUGUGACCAGAGGAACUUCACAUGUACCUACACUCCGAAAGCAAAACGUACAACAAAAUUCAAAUUCUUUUUGCAAACAAACACUGAAUGGAAAACUUCAAACUUCACUGUGAACAUAACAGAGUUCGUAAAAGACAGCGCUACAAAUACCACUUCUGCUUCUUCCCAAAAAGGAGUUGAUACUGAAGUUAGUACCAAGGAAAAUCAACAUCAGACAUCUGAUAAUACUGCAGGCAUCACCUGUUUUACGCUCCUCCUCCUCCUCCUCCUCCUCAUCAUCGUCUUCUUAGCAAACAAAUAUAAAAAGAAGAGACACAACUGCACCAACCCUUUUGGAUCGCAUAUGGACUAUGAAAUGGGCGAUACAAAGGCGGAUAAUGAUGAUAACAGUACAUGAUUGGAAAGAACAGUUUAAUAGCAUCUCAAUGUGAAAGGAGUGAAUUCUGUUCUCCUGAAAGACCAUGAUGCUUUCAGACUAAUAAAACUCCAUGUGAAUAAACGUAUGCUACUAUCUGUUGACUUUGUGCGUUUUAAAAAGUACAAGCACUGUUUUCUGUUUUACUCUGGUUUCUGUAAAAUAACCCUAUUUUAAUGAAGUAAAUAAAGACUUA